AUGGACAAGCAAGGCAUGGCUGCUGGAAUUGCUCAUCCUGCUUUACAACAACACGUCUUGGAAAACACUCUCAUCUACUACGGCCUACCAUGUGGCUCUGCCAAAGCUGCCAAAGACUCAGACAAGGGCCAGGCCCAUCUUUGUGUGCUUGCGUCCAGCUGUGAAAAGCCUGUGUAUGUCAAGCUGGGGGAGGCCCUUUGUGCUCAGCACCGAAUCACACUAAUUAAACUUGAUGACAGCAAGAGACUAGGGAAAUGGGUGUGCCUCUGUAGAAUUGAUCAAGGGGGGAAAUACCGUAAUGUGGUUGACUGUAGCUGUAUAGCAGUUAAGGACUAUGGCAAAGCAUCUCAAGCCAAGAAUAUCAUUGAAGAGUGGCAUGCAUUGUGUAAUGUCUACCUCAGGAAGGUGCCAGACUCAAGGAGGCCUUCAGGGAAACAUCACAACAGCUUGCGAAAGAACGUUCAGCUCACUUUCUUGUGA
This is a messenger RNA of Rattus rattus (black rat), 480 nucleotides long. RefSeq names its product 40S ribosomal protein S12-like. Gene Ontology annotation, cellular component: cytosolic small ribosomal subunit; ribosome. The coding region runs from base 1 to 480 and encodes 159 amino acids. The record is from RefSeq and is a predicted model, not a curated record. The transcript is spliced from 2 exons. Lineage: Eukaryota; Metazoa; Chordata; Mammalia; Rodentia; Muridae. Gene Ontology annotation, biological process: translation. Gene Ontology annotation, molecular function: structural constituent of ribosome.